AUGGCAAAAGAUGGAGAAGUAACCAUUAAGCUCUCACAAAAGCCAACUAGUGAUGGUACUCCUGAGACCUAUACAGGAAAUUCUACCGGAGGUAGGAUUAUUCAAGUCAAACUAACCAGUGGACCUACUCAGAACUUUUUCAAGUAUGAACAUGCUCUGCAGGCAGGAGGAACUCAACUAUUCCAUCUUAUGGAAAUAUGGGAUGAUAAUAAUAGUUCUAUUAGCAGAAUUAAGGGAGGAAAGGAUGUCACAUUAGUUGAAGCCUAUUACUGGAAGGAUGAUAAGAGUGGUAGCGGUCGGACACCUGGUAAGGCUCUCUUGGUGGGAAUUACCAUUGAUACUAAAACUACCUAUUAUAAGGAUAGUGGUGGUAAUGAGUGGAUUGAGCAAGCGAUAGAUGCUGAGAAACUUGAGAAAGAAUUAGAAAAUCUCAAUUGUUACAACAACAAUGCAGUCACCUUGGAUCUCAGCAAGAGUCUAUCAACAGGUCAGUCAUAUUGUUGUGAAGAGCAUAGAAAGACUGGCACAAAAAUUGUCGUCGAUAAAGGGGAGAUCAUAAGAGAUGGUAAUAGAAAAGUGGGAUAUACCAAGUACUCAAUUACUGGCGGACAACUAGUGGGAAUUAAAUUCUAUAAAGAUGAUGUAAGUAAUGAUGAAAAGUAUAGAAGACGUAUAACUACUACCGGUGGACUAAAGUUUCCCAUAACUGGCACUGUAGAUAUAUACGCCAUUCAUUCUGACAAGAAUCCAGAGCUUAUAUAUGUAAAAUCUACUGGAACCAAAAAUCCCGUUACUGGGUGGUUUCAGAGAGGUAGUGAUGACAAUGGGAAAUGGACAGAAGUAUCCGCUAAACUCAGUGGUGUUGAUAAAGAUAAGAUAGAUAACAAACAGCUCAGCUGUCAACAAUGGAAAGCACUUACGGGGGUACUCAAACAUGGUGACAGUGAUUUUGUAGACUGUCCUGAAGAGCCAGAACAACAAUCAUCAGGACGUACUUAUGAAGUACAAGGAUCAAGAUCCCAAAAAGAAGAGGAAGAGGAAAAGAAAGAAGAGUCAUUUCAAAAAGCUCAAUCUAGUGCUGGUUCUGAAUCUCCACAACAAACUGCUGCUCAACCUCCCUCUACUACUGAUACUCUUGGAACUGGUCCUCUUUCUAUUAAAGCUGGUAAAGAUCCUGAAGCUAAGGUUGAAGAAGCAGGUAGAGGACCUGCUAGUUCAUCUGGUGAAGAUGAUGCUGAACCUGGUAAAGGUGAUGUUGAUGCUCCUCCUGUUGCUGUUAUUAGUAAAUCUGUAGAGGACAUUGGUAAAGAAAUGCGGAAUGUUGUGACUAAAGCUGUUGGUUCAGUGCUAGAUAAAUCUGUUGUAGCUAGAUUGGAUAGUACUGUUGGUACAGCUGUACUUGAUGGGCUAAAAUGUACCAAGUUGGGAACAUCUCCUAAAGGUACUAAACAACCUCUUCCUGCUGCCUCUCUAUCUUCUUCAGGUAGUAGAAGCCCUGGUGGUAGUAGUGAAGUUGUUCAAUCUGGAAGUUCUAGAGAGCAAGGACGGGGGCGAGAUGAUAAAGGCUCUGAAGAUACUGUUACUCCUGGUAAUUGUUCUGAUGGUCUACCUGGAAAUGCUCUAGUUGUCGUUUGUAAUGGUAAUGCUAGAGCUGCUGUUCUAUCUACUGCUCAAACUCAAGUACAAGGUGCUCCUGUUCCUGCUGCUAAAGCUGAUGAAGCUCUUUCUCAAACUGUUGCUGUUCCUACUACUUCUAGAUCUGCCGACCAAGCUGAUCAUCAAUCUGGAGAUACUGGUACUCUUACUCAACAAGGUGCUAGUCAAUCUACUGGUAGAUCUGCUAUAGCUGUUGAUACUCAAACUGUUUCUGGAGAACAAGCUACUUCUCAACAUGGACAUGCUACUCCUGAUCAAGCUAAAGGAUCUUCUGAAUAUCUCUCUACUCUUAUUACUCUUCCUACUUCUCUUACUCCUACUCAAUCAGCUCCUCCUGAACAACUUGCUACUGGUCUCCAAAAUGAUGAUACUCCUCCACCUCCUGAAUCUCCUCAACGUGUUUUGGGACUUGCUCCUACUAGUAUAGCUGGAUAUAUCAUACCUUCUGUUUUUGGUGGAUCUGGCGCAGCUGGUCUCGCCGGGUGGAAACUUUAUAAGCUCUUUAAGAAUUUUAGAGACCCUUGGGUACUGAGUAGUUGGUCUACUGAAAUACUACCAGAGAAUCUACUCUUCCUUAGGCCCCCGUAG
This is a messenger RNA of Theileria equi strain WA, 2244 nucleotides long. RefSeq lists its product as hypothetical. Bases 1 to 2244 code for a protein of 747 amino acids. NCBI's taxonomy places the organism in Eukaryota, Apicomplexa, Aconoidasida, Piroplasmida, Theileriidae. The transcript has a single exon. The record is from RefSeq and is a predicted model, not a curated record.